Messenger RNA from Oncorhynchus gorbuscha (pink salmon), 590 nucleotides. RefSeq names its product cytochrome c oxidase subunit 6B1-like. The record is from RefSeq and is a predicted model, not a curated record. Gene Ontology annotation, cellular component: respiratory chain complex IV; mitochondrion. The transcript is spliced from 4 exons. Bases 171 to 431 code for a protein of 86 amino acids. NCBI's taxonomy places the organism in Eukaryota, Metazoa, Chordata, Actinopteri, Salmoniformes, Salmonidae.
UUUUCUCAUUCCCAUGCCAUGGUGAUUACGCUUGCUCGUCCACUCACAACCUCCAACAUCCCAGCAUACACUGCGUUACGGUCUUCCGGUGAGAGAGAACAUCAAUCAUUCCAGAGAGGACACAAGAAAGAGUCCAAGUGUUGAAAUAGUGUGACCGCCAGCUAGCCAGCAUGUCUGACGUUAUUGAGGAGAAGAUAAAGAACUACAGGACGGCUCCCUUCGACGCCCGCUUCCCCAACACCAACCAGACCCGCAACUGUUUUCAGAACUAUCUAGACUUCCACAGGUGCAACAAAGCUUUGUCAGACAAAGGCCAGGAUGUGGCUCCCUGUGACUGGUACCAGAGGGUCUACAAGAGUAUCUGUCCCAUGAGCUGGGUCGCCAAGUGGGACGACCAGAUAGAGGCCGGAAGCUUUCCCGGCAAGAUCUAAUAUGGCUGACCUCAGGACUUUCUGUUAGCCACACCUUCAACUUUGACCCCUGUAGUGUGACUAAGGACAUGUGUUGACCACGUACCACACCAUUCUUAAUGUUAUUAACAGUGUUACUUAUGUUACAAGCACUUAAUAAAAAUGCGCACCCGUUUUGAA